Monopterus albus (swamp eel) is the source of this 4228-nucleotide messenger RNA. RefSeq lists its product as uncharacterized. Lineage: Eukaryota; Metazoa; Chordata; Actinopteri; Synbranchiformes; Synbranchidae. The record is from RefSeq and is a predicted model, not a curated record. The coding region runs from base 88 to 933 and encodes 281 amino acids. The transcript has 6 exons.
UUGUAUCUGUCUUUGUAGUCUGAGCUCAGAGACAAGUUGGGUUUGCUAGAUGAGAAGAUUGAGAAGACUGAAAAUAUAAUACUUCAAAUGAAUGACAUGCAGAGCAAGCUGAAGGAUGGAGCAACCAAACGGAAGACAGCACUGGCAACUGUGUAUCAGCAAAUACGAGAUAUGUUGGCCCAAGAGGAACGCAGAGCCCAAACUGAGGUGGACCGCGAGCUGGAAAUCGGUCAGACAAGACUUCGGGACCUCAUGAAGAGGUUCACUGACAACGCUGAGACAAUGAGAAAAGCCAGAGAAGAUAUCAACAGUCUGCUGAGUCAGUCCCAAACCCCAGCAUUUCUCCAGGCUACAUUUGACUUGCCUAAAGUUGUAAAGUCUGAACCUUUCAUGCCUCGAAUCAACCUGGACUCCAAGACGGUGACAGCAGCACAAGCCUUCUCUACUGCACUGAAGGAGCAUCUGACAGAGAUCCUUAACCAGCCUGUUGAGACCAGACUACCAAUAAUGAAACCGAGUGAAGGCGCAGGUGAAAAAACAGCUCCUGUCUCUGGGGCUGCAAGUCCUGCCAGCACUGGAUCUCAGCCAGAAUCUGAGACACAACAGCCUAAAGUGCGGGGUAGAAAGCCCAGAUCCCACAGUUCAGGUCGUCCACCCAUGAGGCCAUACUUCCAGUCAGUUCCUGUCCCUGGUUUCAUGGGCUCACAACCAGGCUGGAUUCCACCACAGUUUUUUCGUGGCCCAUCACCAAACUUUAAUAUGACUCCGCCAUUUAAUGCAGCACAAUGGGCACAGCAAGACAGAAUGCAACCCGGUGCGGCAGGUGGAAGUAGGCCAGGUGCGAGAUCAGAUUUCACUAAGAAAGAUCAUCCCAAACGCCACCCUCCUUCUGAGAAAUCAACCAAAUCCCACCCACAGCCUAAGAAGAACUAGAUGCAGCAGUGGAUGUACCUGCUUCUGUCCAGGCUUCACAUGUCUGUGAGACUUGCACAUCAUACAAGAGCCUAUCAGUUUGUCACAUGAUGUGAAAUGGAACCAUUCUGUUUCUUAAUCAAACAGUGUACAGCCUCUGGUGCAUUACUGCAGGUUAUGACUGCUAUGAUUAUGUAUUGUACGAUUAUUUACACGUUGACACGUCAUUGUAAAUGAUUAACAGAGUGCAGAGCAGUUUGGAAAUGAACACAACAUCCAGUAUUUUCUGUUGAGAGCAGUGUAAACGCCACGUAAUAGUGAAUACUGGUACACUGGAGAAGAGGUGCGCGCCAUGUUUUAAUUUUGAUGGGUUUAACUCUGUAAAUAUUAACAUGUUAAUCUACCCAUCAGGAGUGAUCUCUGACCAGGCAUCAUUACACCAGAGUCUUUAGUCUUUUUUUUAUAAAUCAUAACUUGAUUAAAACACAGACACAAGUGGCAUAUAUAUGAAAAUAUUUAUGGGAAUGUCUUCCAACUCUAAGGAUCACUUCAUUACAUUCAGUUCAGCCAAAAUCUGUUUUGUCACUUGUAGUAGCAAAUUCACCAAAACCUCUUUAGUGCAAUUUCUGUUCACUGCUACAGUAUGUUCUCCAUGAUUAUCACUAAAUGCUUUUCUCCCAGCCAGAUUCCUUUCUUUCUUACAUUACAGAUAUGACAGCAAAAGAAAGAUAUUCAAAUACAUGUAUAUAUGUAUUUGUAAUGAAAACAUUUUGGUACAGGUAACAGUGUAAUGUGAGGAUCAACUGAAUUUUGAAUGCAGAAACCCAGUGCUAAUUGUUUUACGUUAAAGGAUAUCUACAUCACACAGAUUCACUCAGUUCACCUUACCAAACUGAUUUAAAUACUGUUUUAUAUCUGCCCAAGUUUAACAAACAAUAAACUGUAAGCUAUGAAUUCGGAGCAUUCCAAACCAAUAACAUCACAAUGUUCCUCCACCCCUCAAAAGUCAACUAAGUCAUUAGCCACACUAGCAACCCUCUUGAUGCGCCACAGGUAUAUAUUCCCUCAUUUCACUGUUCCUCGCUCGUUGAUCCUGCCUCAACCUGGAAGUCUUUCCGGUCUUAAAGAACAUCCCAAAGCUCUGGAGGAUGCAAGAGAACAUCCUUAAUGAAGUCUUUAAGAAUGGCACGCCCCUCCUAUCAACAAUCAUUUGGUGAUUAGACACCUCAGAUUAAGGAUGUCGCAUGUCUCUAAUAAUGCAUUCUCUUUCUCCUCAAACUUCCUUCUUACAUCUUUUACUAAAAUCUUAACUGGGCAGGACUAAGACAAGGAAAAGAACCAAUUGAGGGAAAUGUGGCUGCAAUUUGAAGGAACUGAGAUUUAUCCCAAGAAUCCCACUUGUUGGAUGGUUUAAAAAUGGACACUAGUUAAACCUUUACUGCCAGCAGUGAAAAAAAUAAAAUAAACAGAAAAUGAGUGUUGUGCUAGAGAAAAGGCCAUGUUAUUACAUAAAUCAAAAAGGCUAUUGCCCCGGACAUCUUUCACUCAGCUUGUUGGCCACAGCUGUAAUCGUCAGCUUUCAUCAGUUCAGAGCUGCCUUAACCAGGGGCCUGUACUAUGGAACGGGUUCAGCUUAGUCUGUCUCCACUGAGUCUAGUAUCGACUGUCCCAGAUAACAGGUAUCAUACAGCGGGUUAUCAACUGGCUUUGUUGACUCUGGGUUUCCUCUCAGGUUACAAGUACGUUCACGGUAAGAGGCAGUUGCUCAUUAGAAACAUCAUCAGAAGCAUGAAGGGAGUACUAAAUAUGAGAAAUGUGGUACCUGCAGGUUAAUUUGAAUUGUAAACAACAGGAUCACAUAGAAUUACAAGCUGUAGAAACAUUAGAAAUACUUUCUAAAUAAUCAAAUAGGGUCUAAGGGUUUGCUGUAAAAACAUGCAGAUAUAAUAUGGGUCUUAUUGAAUGAAUAUACAGUAUCUGCUCUUUUGUGGAAUGCUAAACAGACUAAUCUGAAGAGGUGAAUAAGUAAUGUGAGUGUUUCUGCAGCCUUAAAAGGAGAAAGGAAAGAACAUUCUGAUCAGGUCAGUCUGACUGGUAUGUUCAUUUAAAAUCAGGGCUAUGUACAGUAUUUACCAGUGUGUGGAGGAUUUCAUUUAUAGAAGACAUCAGAGGGUUUACUUUUUAUUUCACAUGGUAUCUAUUGCACUAUUGCAAAUAUAACUGUAACCGGAUGGGAACACCAUCAACCAGCCAGAAAGCCAGAGUUGAGCUCAAAGCUGACAGACCCCGCAGCUCUCGCUUCAUGGAACAGGCCCCAGACUUUUUUGGAGUGCAACUCUACCAAAUAUUUGACAAGCACAACAUGUUCUAAUACCCAGAGGAUCAAUACAAUCAUUAGGCUCAGCAAUGUCUGUGUAGAACUGCAUGACAAACCAGUCCUACAGUUGCCAACAUAUUUCACUCUAAAAUGGUGUUUUGAACUACAGCCAUGUCGCUAGUGUGGCUAGCAACCUGCCAAUAAAACCCAAAACUAUGUUUAUACAAACUCAGUGCAACACAACAGAAUACACACACACACACACAGGUAAACAUGGAUGACAAGGUGAAAGAUCAAACCGGUGUCCUUGAGCAAGAAGACACUGACCAGACACUGGUGAAACCACAAAACCAUUUACAGGGAAGAAACAACCAACAGCACUGAACAGGUAGAUCAAUGUCACCUGAACGCUACACAGAAAAGUGCAUAUAUGGUAGUACUGACACUGAACUGAAGCCCAAUUCAAUUUAUCUGCAGGAUAAAACUAUUUAGGGCGCCACCUUGUGGUGAUUACUGGGAAAACAUGAAGUGCAAGAGGACUGCUUGAAAGACAGAAUCACAUAGGGGAGCAUAGCCUCAUUAGCUUAUCACAAUCAGCAGCAUUGUCAAACGUCAAGAUUAUGGUUUCAUGUAUAUAAGCUGCGUAAGUCAGUGUAGGUGUCAAACAAUGCAACACAAAAAGCUCUAACACAAGUUUAAUGGAUCCUCUGAACGACAGUUCCACAAGGGCAGUGCUUUCAAAGUAAACCUCAACUUCCUGUGGCGCUUACAGUAAAGCUAAAUAUAGGUUCAAGACUGUAUCUUAGUUUGGUGAGCUACUUGAGACAGUGCAUCAUGAAGUAAACAAACACUGAUGUCCAAUGACUGCCAACACAUUGCAGUUGUCAACAGUGCCAUUGUUCCAUUGAGACUCAAAGACCAUUUAGACUACACACACGCAUUUUAAAGCCUUAACGCUGGAUGACAAAUACAGGAGACAAAAAAAAAAAAAAAAAAAAA